Hyla sarda is the source of this 1526-nucleotide messenger RNA. RefSeq names its product matrilin 3 (gene MATN3). Bases 31 to 1245 code for a protein of 404 amino acids. Lineage: Eukaryota; Metazoa; Chordata; Amphibia; Anura; Hylidae. The transcript has 6 exons. Gene Ontology annotation, molecular function: calcium ion binding. The record is from RefSeq and is a predicted model, not a curated record.
CAGACCCUGUGCUUCGGAGUGUCCCUCAGCAUGGAUCCCUUAUUAAGCAGGGUUUUUCUGUACACAUUUGGCUUUCUGCUGGUGGGUGUUCAUGGGACCCAUUACAGGAUGUACGGAUACCCCAUUCAUAACAGCUACAUCUUCCCUCCAAUGGUACACGGCAGCGCGGUCUUACCAGUGCCCAGACCUGGAAUAUUAGCCAGCCCUCCGCACACUGCAAAUGUGCGCCCUAAACCUGAGACCAGGACCCUUCAAGUGAACCAGCCAACAGACACUGCCUGUAAGAGUCGUCCCAUGGAUCUGGUCUUUAUCAUUGACAGCUCCCGCAGUGUCCGUCCUCAGGAGUUUGAAAAAGUCAAGAUCUUCCUUUCAGAUAUGAUUGACACACUUGAUACUGGUGAACGUGCAACUCGUGUAGCCGUGGUGAACUAUGCCAGCACAGUGAAGACAGAAUUCUUCCUGAAAACCUACUUUAAUAAAGCUGGAAUGAAGAAGGCCAUCUCCUUGAUCAGUCCACUGUCCACUGGUACCAUGACUGGACUAGCCAUACAGACAGCCCUAGAAGAAGCAUUCACUGAGGAAUCAGGAGCUCGCCAUGUGUCAUUCAAGAUUCCUAAAGUAGCCAUCAUUGUGACAGAUGGAAGACCCCAAGACAGGGUACAAGAUGUGGCUGCCCGGGCACGCGCCUCUGGUAUAGAGAUCUAUGCGGUGGGAGUAGAUAGGGCAGAUAUUCAGUCCCUUAAGCUGAUGGCCAGCGAGCCCUUAGAAGAUCAUGUCUUUUAUGUGGAAACUUAUGGAGUCAUCGAAAAGCUCACCUCAAAAUUUAAGGAAACUCUUUGUGGAGUUGACUUCUGUGCUGUGGGUAGACACGACUGUGAACACAUCUGUACAGCCACCGCUACUUCCUAUCAGUGCAAGUGUCGAGAUGGAUACAUACUGAACCCAGACAAGAAGACCUGCUCACGUAUAGAUGUAUGUGCACUAGGAAGACACAACUGUGAACAUAUCUGUGUGGCGUCCGGUAUGUCUUAUAAAUGCAAGUGUCGCGAUGGUUAUUCUCUCAACCCAGACAAGAAGACCUGUUCACAGGAAGCGCGAAGUGUUGUUCAGAUAGAAGAUCCCUGCAAAUGUGAAAGUCUGGUCGCCUUUCAAGGCCAGGUGAACACUUACAUCGAGUCACUGACUACAAAACUAGAUGAGCUCACGAAAAAAUUACAAGUCUAUGAAGGAAAAAGAAGAAACUGAAUGAGAAAAACUCAAAGGACUUUCUGAUUUAGUGCAAUAAUCUGAGCUUUCGUGCUGUAUGUACUUUAGUUGAAUUUUUAUUCUUUAUACAUUCGCUGGUAAGUUUAAUAGAAGACAAAUGAAAAGAAGAAAUGUAUCUUCACCAGUAAUAAGCAAAGCUCCAAUUUAUAGGCCAUACGGUUGGUUUGAGUAAGAAAAUCUAAUCAACACCAAUAAAUACCCAUUUGGUUAAAGUGAAUCUCCACCCUUUCAUGUCAUGUGGUGCCUGGCUCUCUUUUUAC